AUGCCACGGGUUUUCUUUCUUUCUUUCUUUCUUUCUUUCUUCUACUAUGUAGGUUUAUUUUUCUUCAUCUCGCCUUUCUUUCUUUUUUCUUUCUUUCUUUCUUUCUUGUUCUAUGAAGCUUCAUUUUUUCUUCGUCUCGCCUUUCUUUCUUCUUUUAUGUUUAUUUUUUCUUUAUCUCGCCUUUCUUUCUUUCUUUUUUCUUUCUUUCUUUCUACCUUUCUUUCUUUAUCUCUCCUUUCUUUUCUUUAUCCCUACCUUUCUUUCUUUUUUCUUUCUUUCUUUCUUUCUAACUUUCUUUCUUUUUUCUUUCUUUCUUUCUAUCUUUCUUUCUUUAUCUCGCCUUUCUUUCUACCUUUCUUUCUUUUUUCUUUCUUUCUUUCUUUCUUUCUAACUUUCUUUCUUUUUUCUUUCUUUGUUUCUACCUUUCUUUCUUUUUUCUUUCUUUCUUUCUUCUGUGUAGGUUUAUUUUUUCUUUAUCUCGCCUUUCUUUCUACCUUUUUUCUUUAUUUCUUUCUUUCUUUCUUUCUGCCUUUCUUUCUUUUUUCUUUCUUUCGUUCUUUCUACCUUUCUUUCUACCUUUCUUUUUUCUUUCUUUCUUUCUUCUGUGUAGGUUUAUUUUUUCUUUAUCUCGCCUUUCUUACUACUUUUCUUUCUUUUUUAUUUCUUUCUUUCUUAACUUUCUUUCUUCUGUGUAGAUUUUUUUCGUCUCGCCUUUUCUUUCUUUCUUUCUUUCUUCUUUUCAACUACUGCUUUUCAUUCUUUUUUUCUUUCUUUCUUUUCAUAAUCUAUCUAUCUAUCUAUGUAUCUAUCUAUCUCAGUCUGUUCGUAUCUAUCUAUCUCAGUCUGUUCAUAUCUAUCUAUCUAUCUAUCUAUCUAUCUAUCUAUCUAUCUAUCUAUCUAUAUCUCUUCUAUAUCUAUCUAUCUAUCUAUCUAUCUGUCUGUCUGUCUGUCUGUCUGUCUCUCUUCUCUUCCCAUCUAUCUAUCUAUCUAUCUAUCUAUCUAUCUAUCUAUCUAUCUAUCUAUCUAUCUAUCUAUCUAUCUAUUUAUCAGUCUGUUCUAUCUAUCUAUCUAUCUACCUAUAUUUCAAUCUCUUCAUAUCUAUCUAUCUAUCUAUUUAUCUAUCUAUCCCUUCAUAUCUAUCUAUCUAUCUACAUUUCGAUCCCUCUUUAUCUAUCUAUCCAUCUAUAUAUAGAUAUCUAUCUAUCUAUCUAUCUAUCUAUCUCAUAUCUAUCUAUCUAUCUAUCUAUCUAUCUAUCUAUCUAUCUAUCUAUCUAUCUAUCUAUCUAUCUAUCUAUCUAUCUCAGUCUGUUUAUAUCUAUCUAUGUCAGUCUGUUCGUAUCUAUCUCGGCCUUUACAUUAUCUAUCUAUCUAUCUAUCUAUUUAUCUAUCUAUCUAUAUCUAUCUAUCUCAGUCUGUUUAUAUCUAUCUAUGUCAGUCUGUUCGUAUCUAUCAUUGAAUGAAUAUUUUCAUUUAUCUAUCUAUCUAUCUAUCUAUCUAUCUAUCUAUCUAUCUCAGUCUGUUUAUAUCUAUCUAUGUCAGUCUGUUCGUAUCUAUCUCAGCCUUUUCAUUAUCUAUCUAUCUAUCUAUCUAUCUCAGUCUGUUUAUAUCUAUCUAUAUCAGUCUGUUCGUAUCUAUCUAUCUAUCUAUAUUUCGACCCCUUCAUAUCGAUCUCACUUUAGUUUUAUAUUGCAGAAUCCUAUUCACUCCAUCACCACCACUACAAUCCUUAAUUCUUCUUCUUCUGCCAUUCCUCCUCCUCCUCCUUCUUCUUCUGCCAUUCCUCCUCCUCCUCCUCCUUCUUCUUCUGCCAUUCCUCCUCCUCCUUCUUCUUCUUCUUCUUCUUCUUCUUCUUCUUCCACCCUAAUUCUUCUUCUUCUUCUUCUUCUUCUUCUUCUUCUUCUUCUUCUUCUUCUUCUUCCUCUUCUUCCAGUCCUCCUCCUCCUUCAUCUAGUUUACUUUGUCCUCUUUCUUCUUCUUCUAGCCCUAAUUCUUCUUCUUCUUCUUCUUCUUCUUCUUCUUCUUUCGCCCUUAGACGCGGAAGGAGUCUCAUUUAAUUCAAUGAAUUUAUCUAUCUAUCUAUCUAUCUAUCUAUCUAUCUAUCUAUCUAUCUAUCUAUCCCUUUUUUUUAAUUCAAUGAAUCUAAUCUAUCUAUCUAUCUAUCUAUCUAUAUCUAUCUAUCUAUCUAUCUAUCUCAGUCCUUUUUAUCUAUCUAUCUAUCUAUCUAUCUAUCUAUCUAUCUAUCUAUCUAUCUAUCUAUCCCUUUUCAUUAAUUAA
This is a messenger RNA of Acanthosepion pharaonis, 2274 nucleotides long. Lineage: Eukaryota; Metazoa; Mollusca; Cephalopoda; Sepiida; Sepiidae. The record is from the annotation of a GenBank genome assembly.